AUGGCAAGGGUCAGCAAGACGACGCCCGCCGCCGCCGCGUCCAGGACCAAUGUGACCACUCCGGCGGCGCCGCCCGCGACUAGGUCGCGGCAGAAGAAGACCAAGACGCCCCCGGCCGCCGCGCGGCCGGCACCGGCCAAGCCGAUGGCGCCGCCGGCCGCCCCCAAGUCGCGGACGAAGAAGACCCCAGUCGCCGCCACGCCACCGGCUCCGGCGCCAGCGCCAGCGAAGAAGACCGUGCCGCCGGGCGCCGAGGUAAUCGAGAUCCCCGACUACCCCACUCCCGCACGCUCCGGGAAGAAGGGGGAUCGGAAGCGGGCGGCGUCGUCCCCCUCCUCGCCCAUCGACGUCGACGAGAUCGAGAUGUGGACGCCGCGGCAGAAGAUCCGCGUCGACGAGGACUGCUGCAUCCUCUCCGCCGACCCCCUGGCCGCCGACAAACCCCGGCCCGUCGUCGUCCCCGCCGCCGCCGGCGACGAUGAAUUAGAGGUUCUCGCCGAGCGCGGCCAGGUGGCCUGCAGAGAUUUCCCCCACGCGAGGCAUGCCUGCGCCAAGUACCCGUUCGCCAGCACCCCUCAUCACAGCCACUGCGAGCAGUGUUACUGCUUUGUGUGCGACAUCGCCGCUCCAUGUGCGACUUGGAAAGGGCAUGCAAAUUACGGGCAUUGUCACGCCUCCGACAAGGACAAGUUUUGGAUGACGAUGCGAGGAGUGGCACGGGCAAAGCUGCAGAAGACCUAAUGAUGAUCGACCAUUUUGUAACCAUCGGUCAGCUUGUCCUGAAUGUUGGUUACUCUGCGGCAUAGUAACUUGUAUAGGGUUGGAUUAGUGGUGAACCUGAUAUAAUCUUGGCUGAAAGCUCAAUGCGUGUGUGCGCAACGCUUUGG
Messenger RNA from Lolium rigidum, 887 nucleotides. Its product is annotated as translation initiation factor IF-2-like. Lineage: Eukaryota; Viridiplantae; Streptophyta; Magnoliopsida; Poales; Poaceae. The transcript has 3 exons. The coding region runs from base 1 to 741 and encodes 246 amino acids. The record is from RefSeq and is a predicted model, not a curated record.